AUGGGCUUCAAGGGCAAAUUUCCGCAGAUGGUCCGAGAAACGGGCUUCAAAUUGAGGCAGUAUCGCGAUGGUCCACUGGACUGGAGGCUAAUGGGAUCUUAUGAAACGGAGAGGAUUCUCAGGGAGCAAAACUUCGAGCUGGUGGACAAGGCGUUGGCCCAUCUUUCGGAGGCUCCACUGGGCACUGUUUUGGAAACUCACAUUCUGGACAGUGGCAUUGCCAAGUAUUUCGUGAUGUCCCAGUAUGCCAUUCAGUACCUGAUUUGCUGUCGCACUUACCUGGACGAAUGUGUCACGGAUCUGAAAGAGGCUCAUUCGACGGCGCAGGAGGAAAUUGCCACUCUCCGGAAAUCCCUGAGUGAAUCCAACAACGAGGUGAUCCAGCUGCAUAAAAAGAUCACCCAGAUCGAGGCCAUUCGCGAGGUGGUCUAUCCGUGUCAUCUGUGUCCCAAGAACUUUAUCAGCAACGAGGCCUUGAAUGUACACAUUGGUCGAAAGCACCGCGUGGCCACGCCCCCCAGUCUGGCAUCCGGCACGGGAAAGGAUAAGGAUAGGGAUAAGGACACCGAUGUCCACCUGAUCAAUACCAUCAAAAUGGAGCUGGAGAUCAAGCAAUUGAAGGAGCGACUGAAUGCGGCGGAGAAGAAUAUCAAGGAUCGGAGCACGGGAUCCAAGAGGGUGAGUCCUCGCCAGGAGCAACGCACCGUGGGCAUUCAGAGCAAUCUGGCGGAGCCCAAGGACAAAGACGAGGAUAGCGGGCAGGCGCGGCGGAGUGAGGACAGCGAACGAAAGGAGCAGCUCACAGGAUUGGCCGAGCGACUCAGCAACUUUGAGGAGUGGCAAAUGCAGCUCAAGCAGAGUAACGAGCAGUUUAUACAGGACAUCAAUAAGAGGUUGGAGGGCUUGAGCCGCGCCCUGGAACAGAGCAAACAAGCCUCGGCAACCACGCCCCCGCUGGAAGAUCGUGUUGCCACGCCCUGUCUGGAGGACCUGGAACGAAUACUCACCGAAAAAGUAGCAGAGAUUGGAAAGAUGAGUGCCCACAAGCUGGAAGAGGUGGUGUACCACCUUGAAAUGGGCUACAAUGAGAAACUAGAGGCCCUCGAGCGGGAACUCAAGGUGUUAAGUUCACAGAAGAAUCAGCCUGAUCCCGUCCAGCUGUCCUUGCCAGCUGCGUCAAAAAUACCCAAGCCAGUAGUACCCCGCAAAGAGGAAACCAACAUAGAUCGCAUUCGAAAGCAAGUGGAGAGCGAGUUCCUGAAAAAGAAACGGGACGAUGACACCUAUUCCAUUGAGGAGGCUCCGCGGAAAAGCCCAGAAAAGCCUAUUACCCAGCAGGUGACCCAAGUGCAAGUUCACGUCGUGGAGAAGGAACAGCCAAGUGCCGGAAGCUCUGGCAGUAAUCCAACCUAUACGAAGUCCCCUAGGGAAGCCCUGGUAUCUAGCAAACCGGAAACUAGGGAAACCACAGACAUUAGCGAGAGUCUCAGCCAGGAGGAGGUGGAGAAUGCCGAGGAGCAGAGCCUGACAGAGGAGGAGGGCACUGAGGUCUCCACCUCCGAGUCGGAGGCACCCAGGAACGAUCGAAAGCCAAAAGGGAUCAAGCCUCCUGCAAGGAUCAUCAAAAGCCCUCAAAAACCAUUUACCCGCAAAGAUGCCCGUAAGAUGGUCAACCGGAAGUUGUUGCCCCACGGUUUCGAUAUGAAGUCCAAGGGUAUUUCCCACACCUCUUUAAAAAGAGUUAACUCAGAGCUCGCCGAACACCGCAACAAACUGAAAUUGCUAUAUCCCCACUUCUACGUCACUCGAAAUCGCAUCCGCAAAUUCGUGGAGAAGCUGUGCUCCACCAAGUUCUCAGAACGUGCUGAGGGGCUCCUCAAGCACAGGAGUCCUUUGAAGCCCAUGGAGAUCCCUAAGAAAGGGAUGCAAAGGUCAGUCAGCUCUGCAAAGUCGGAGGAGGAUAUAGCUAGUUCGCAAAACGAGGAACAGGAUGAAGAACAAUCGGAGAGCAGCGAUCAACAGUCUCGAAGCCCGAGUCCUCCAGUGCGACCACUUAAUAAGGAUUUCAGAGCCCGGCUGGAGGAGAUUCUGGUCAAGCCAGCGGCCACUGUCCGAGGAGCUUCCAAGUCGGCCCUGAUCACUCGGCCCGUUCCGCUGCCCAGAAAGCGGGUUAUGUUCAACACAAUGGACAGCGGAAAGAGUUUCAACGACAGCGAUGAUAACUUUAAAUGA
This is a messenger RNA of Drosophila subpulchrella, 2232 nucleotides long. RefSeq names its product zinc finger protein DZIP1L (gene DZIP1). NCBI's taxonomy places the organism in Eukaryota, Metazoa, Arthropoda, Insecta, Diptera, Drosophilidae. The transcript has 5 exons. The record is from RefSeq and is a predicted model, not a curated record. Gene Ontology annotation, biological process: cilium assembly. Bases 1 to 2232 code for a protein of 743 amino acids. Gene Ontology annotation, cellular component: ciliary basal body; cytoplasm.